Messenger RNA from Bradysia coprophila, 1691 nucleotides. RefSeq lists its product as uncharacterized. Gene Ontology annotation, biological process: regulation of transcription by RNA polymerase II. Gene Ontology annotation, molecular function: RNA polymerase II cis-regulatory region sequence-specific DNA binding; DNA-binding transcription factor activity, RNA polymerase II-specific; zinc ion binding. Gene Ontology annotation, cellular component: nucleus. The record is from RefSeq and is a predicted model, not a curated record. Lineage: Eukaryota; Metazoa; Arthropoda; Insecta; Diptera; Sciaridae.
CAGCACCGACAGCACUGUUAACAUCAAAAUGUCUGUCGUGUCGCUUUGUUCGGUUACUAUAUCGCAUUUAAUUUAGAGAGUAUGCAACAUUUUGACCAACUUUAACAUCAAUAUAAUAUCGGUGUACGGACAAUGGAAGUGCUAGCUACGUUAAGCGUUAAAGAAUUUAACAGUUUGUGUCGGUUUUGUACGAGAAAACAGAAAAAUUUGAAACCGAUUUUCAAGGAGGAAAAUGAUGGCGGCUGCUUCGAUUUCACGAAUUCGUGCGGUGAUAAUGGCAUUGUAAAUAUGUUAAGUGAAUGUACUGGAUUAGAGACAACACCAACAGAUGGUCUACCACUGUUCAUAUGCACCGAAUGCCAUCAAAAACUACUCGACAGCCAUUCAUUCCGGAAUCAAUGUAUAGAAUCAGUCGAUAAACUGAGAAAAAUUCGACUAAAUUUUAACAAUGUGAAGAACGAAGGUGACGACGAUUCAAGUGACCACCACAAUACCUUUUUCGCCGACACAUUUGGUGAUGAUGAUGGCUGGGACCAAGAUGAAAGCGAAAAUUAUGUCGAUCCGAAAGACGGGAACUGCCAGAUAGUUGUUGAGCCAAUUGUUAAUACAAACAGUCGGACAUCCACAAGAAAACCGCCAGCCAAACGAAAAGCUCCAGCCAAACGGAAAAGCAAAGCGACAGCAAAGCGAAAAAUUGCCGCUGUGGAAGAUCAGGAAACAACGGAAGAUAUCAAAGUCGAAAUCAAUGCAGCUGCAUUGGCUGAAUCGGCCGCAGAAACUUCCGUCGAUGAACUAAAACCUGAACUGGACCCGGUGACGGGAGAAAUUGUUAUGCCAACGGUGGCCGUUGAUUCUCAAGUAAAUAAAUCAAAUCGCAAGCGAGAUCGGACGAAAGGACCGAAAGUGAAAAAGGAGAAAAAGCCCUACGUUCGGAAACCCAACAAGCCUGAGCAAUGUGACAUUUGUGGUUUUAUAUCCAGAUCUUUAAAGUCGCACAUGCUUGUGCACACUCAGGAAAGAAACUUUGAGUGCGACUUCUGCGGGAAGAAAUUUGCACUGAGAGCUAGCUUGAAAAACCAUAUCUUUGCCCACAUCAACAUAAGGCCAUACCAAUGCCAGUUCUGUGAGUAUUCGUCACUGAAUUCGCACACUGUCCGAAAGCAUCAAUUCGUUCACGUAGCUCCAACGGUUUUAGAAACUUGUCAAAUUUGUAAUCGACAAUUCAAAACCAAAGACAACUUACGAAGUCACAUGGACUCACACAAUCCGAAAAAACUCUUUUCGUGCGAUCAUUGUGACAAAACUUUCAAUAAUUUGCGUGGCCUAAAAAGUCAUAUUGGCGUACAUACGGGACAGAGACCGUUCUCAUGUGGAAUAUGCAGUAUGACCUUUGUAAAUACGUCAAGUGCCUGCGUCCACAGAAGAGUCCAUCAGAUAAACGGCAAAUUUAGUUGCGUGUGUGGCACGGAAAUUAAACACUUCAAAAUGUUUCAAAUACAUAUACGUACGCGAGGAGUUCAAGUCCAUCAGUCCCGUCUAUAACAUGUAUUUAAAAUCUAACGGUGAUCAGUGUUUUAUAGCAGAAGUGGGUUUAAAAAUCAGUUUGCUACUGAUGUUUCGAUCAAUUCUCAAUUAUUUCCUUAAUUUUUAGUACUUAAUUUAAAGAAUAAAUUUUUUCAGCAUUUUUUUGA